This is a messenger RNA of Mustela lutreola (European mink), 5468 nucleotides long. RefSeq names its product carbonyl reductase 4 (gene CBR4). NCBI's taxonomy places the organism in Eukaryota, Metazoa, Chordata, Mammalia, Carnivora, Mustelidae. Bases 206 to 748 code for a protein of 180 amino acids. Gene Ontology annotation, biological process: fatty acid biosynthetic process. The record is from RefSeq and is a predicted model, not a curated record. Gene Ontology annotation, molecular function: oxidoreductase activity, acting on the CH-OH group of donors, NAD or NADP as acceptor; quinone binding. The transcript is spliced from 5 exons.
GGCGUACUCUCAGCGCCUCUUGCCCCGCCUACUGGGUUACCGAAGUCCAGCGGCGGGAGGUGGAAAGUGGUGUUAACUUUUAUUUUUCUUUGGCGGCAGUUUGGCCUUUUAAGAAUCAUCUGUGGUUUAAAAGCCAGGAGAAUCUGGAAAGGGGCCGUCACUCCUAGCCCUCUUUUCCUCCGAGUUUGCGACUCUGUGGGCCAAGAUGGACAAAGUUUGUGCUGUCUUCGGAGGCUCUAGAGGCAUUGGGAGGGCAGUGGCCCAGCUAAUGGCCCAAAAAGGCUACCGACUGGCCAUCAUCGCCAGAAAUCUGGAAGUGGCCAAAGCCGCCGCCGGUGAGCUCGGCGGAGAUCAUUUAGCAUUUAGCUGUGAUGUUGCCAAAGAACGUGAUGUUCAAAAUACAUUUGAAGAGAUGGAAAAAAAUUUAGGUCGAGUUAAUUUCUUGGUAAACGCAGCUGGAAUUAACAGGGAUAGCCUUUUAGUAAGAACAAAAACUGAAGAUAUGAUAUCUCAGCUUCAUACUAACCUCUUGGGUUCCAUGCUGACUUGUAAAGUUGCCUUGAAGACUAUGAUUCAACAGCAGAGAGGGUCUAUUGUUAAUGUAGGAAGUAUUAUUGGUUUAAAAGGCAAUUCUGGCCAGUCUGUGUACAGUGCAGGUAAAGGAGGACUAGUUGGAUUUUCACGUGCUCUUGCUAAAGAAGUAGCAAGAAAGAAAAUUAGAGUGAAUGUAGUUGCACCAGAUAACUAAAAGGACAGAAUCCCUCCGAAGUGCUGGCUGCCAUGGAAGAGUCUACAGAAAGGAACCCCGUACAUACAAAGAAGCCACUUUGGGGAGAAAAGCCAAGAGAGGUAAAAAUGGGACACUAUCAAUUUUAGCACCUAGAUCCAGAGAGGCCACAGAUCAGUUUUAUCUGUGAAUCCCAUGUACAAAAUAACUGCUCCUCUCUGCCAUUUUUUUUUGGGGGGGGGGGGCGCUUAAGUUAGUUCAAAUACUCUCUAACACUUUGAAAGAAGUAACCUUAGAGACCAACCAGUCCAAUUUCCUUAUUUUAUAGACAUGGAAAUAGAAACAGAGAGAGGUUAACCAACACAGGGUAUGCAGCUGGUCAGUGCCAAAGGCCUAAUGACAGCUUCUUGCUGGUAAGAAUAAUAUUAAAAAUUAAUAGGCCACCUGGGUGGCUCAGUCAGUUAAGUGACCAACUCUCGAUUUCGGCUCAGGUCGUGAUCUCAGGGUUGUGAGAUCGAGCUGUGCAUCCGGCUCCUGGCUCAGCAGAGUCUUCUUGAGAUUCCCUCCUCCUCCCGCUGCCCCCUCCACUCUCUCUCUCUCUCAGAUAAAUAAAAUCUUCAAAAAAAUUGAUAGCACUUCCUGAAAUUGAGCCAUCAGUAAGUAAUGAAUACAUAUCUUGUUCAUAAAAUUGUGAAAGAAGCCAUCAGUAGGUCUGAAAACAAAUGGCUUUUGAAAAUGUUGAUCUCUGGAGAGUGAGAAUAGAAUGAAGUGGAGGAAGUCUUAUUUUUGAAUUUCAUGGUCUCCUAUGCUGGGACUUUGACUAAUUUUUUAACCUUGUGCAGAAAAAAAUAUGUUUAAAAUCUAUAAAAUUCUAUAAGACAUAUAAAUUAUAAACAUAUUAAUUCUUAAGACACAUAACAUUCCCGGAGCUUCUAUUUUAAAGGUCACACAGUAAAAGACAACACAGUGCUCUUGUCUUAAUAACUAAAUAUUCCCAGAAGAACAUCUAUUCUGGGUACCUGAAAUACCCAGGGGAGGCCCUCCUCCAAAGACUUUACUCAGGACUCCUGGGUGGCUCAGUUGGUUAAGUGUCUGUCUUGGGCUCAGGUCAUGAUCCCAGGAUCCUGGGAUCCAGUUCCAUGUUGAGCUGCCUGCUCAGUGGGGAGUCUGCCUCUCUUUUUCCUUCUGCCCCUCCCCCCACUAGCACUCUAUUAAAUAAAAUCUUUUAAAAAAAAAGAAAAAAAAAACCCUCAAAACAAAUACUUUAAUUAAUCGUGACUACUACUGCUGCCACACCAGCAGCUUCGUCACCACCACUACUACUACAGAUCACAGAGAACACUUACUAAGCACUUGCUACGUACCAGACACAGUUAGGAGUACUUAACCUAUACCAACUAUACUGAAUCUUUAUAAAAACCUAAGGAGAGAAAGCCUCUUUUAUUAUCUCCGUUUUGCUUAGGAGGAAACUGAGGCACAGGGUUAAAAAGUAAGUUGCUGAAAGGUACAUGGCUGGAAAGUAGUGGCGAUGCACUUAAAGGGAGAUGUCUGAUAACUAUUAUGUUAUGGUUAUGUCUCUCAAGGCAGCAGGACUUAUCUAGUACUUCCUGGUGCACUAGGAUUCCUUCAGCCAGCCCACCUUUCUAACGUGGGUUCCGCCCAACGCUUUCACUCCCGUCCCUUUGUUUCUUUUUUACCGGGGGAUAUCAACAUUGUAAUGGAGUUCGAAACAGCUACACAGAGAGACAACUUGGCUAUGUCCUGGAGACGGUCCACAUGUACAGUUUUAGGUGGGGAAUGCUUUAUGUUUCACAUGCUGUACUUUGCAAAUUUUUUAUUUCUUGGGAAAACUGCCACCAGGCUAUUCUCUGGCAGAAGUGAUCAUGCCACUACUGGGUAUGUAUUCCAAAGAUACAGACGUAGUGAAAAGAAGGGCCAUGUGUACCCCAAGGUUCAUAGCAGCAAUGGCCAGUCACCAAACUGUGGAAAGAACCAAGAUGCCCUUCAACGGAUGAAUGGAUAAAGAAGAUAUGGUCCAUAUAUACAAUGGAGUAUUAUGCCUCCAUCAGAAAGGAUGAAUAUCCAACUUCUGUAUCAACAUGGAUGGGACUGGAGGAGAUUAUGCUGAGUGAAGUAAGUCAAGCAGAGAGAGUCAAGUAUUAUAUGGUUUCGCUUACUUGUGGAGCAUAAGGAAUCACAUGGAGGACAUGGGGAGAUGGAGAGGACAAGUGAGUUGGGGGAAAUUGGAGGGGGAGAUGAACCAUGAGAGACUGUGGACUCUGAGAAACAAACUGAGGGUUUUGGAGGGGAGAAGGGUGGGAGGUUGGGUGAGCCUGGUGGUGGGUAUUAAGGAGGGCACGUAUUGCAUAGAGCACUGGGUGUGGUGCAAAAACAAUUCUGAAACACUGAAAAUAAAUUAAAAAAAAAAAAAAAAAAAAAAAAGAAGAAGAAGAAUAAGAAGUGACCACACCACAAAUUGUUAGUUUUGACUAAGACAGGUCUGAGUUUCUUCUUCUGUGAAAUAGAAAAUCAGACUAUUUUUCAAUAGUUCCUUAAAAUAUGUUUUAAAGUUCUUCCAAGCUAUAAAAUCCACAAUCUAGUCUCUCAAGAUUGGACAUGUGAAUAUUAAUUUGUUGUGUUAUUGCAUCUUUUGAGAGAUUGUACCACUUAAAUAUGCUGGAAUUUUAAAAAAUGGUUAUCUUCCAAACAACACUAAUUUUAUAAAGAUGACUUUUUUUAGAUUUCUAUUAACACAGGCCUAUCGCUGAAGAGGUCAACAUUUCUGAAUAAAGGAUAAAAUGCCAAUAACAUUUUCUAUAUAUUUCAGUCUCACAAGGGUAAAUAAGUGAGAGGAAUGCACAGCUGGACCUGAGUACUCAAAGAGUAAUUGGUUUUCUCUUAAAGGCUGCCCACUGCUAGUUUACGUGUUAAUGACCAAGAUAUAAGGCAUUGCCUGAUCACCAGGCACCAAUUCCAACCACUCAUCCAGAGGUUCUUAAAAAAACUCAAAAAUGCAUGUUGGCAAGCUCAAGAGAUAUAGCUUAGCAGUGUGCACCAAGAAACUUGUGACCAGGGGAAAGGACUGUUAAAUUUUAAAUGGCUUUGACCUUUCUUAGCUUAUGACCAACUGACCUUGACAUUCCUCAGAAGCCAAAGGAUGAGCUGCGGUAAUGGCAGCGCUUGCUGACUGACCUUCCCACUCUCGAGGCAGAGCCAGUCCUUCCAGCAGUAAAUGAAGUUGAUCAAAACGUGUCUCGGGAAGAACCAUGAGGCUCCCUCCCUGAGAAAUGACUAAAACCACUAAAUAAUUCUUAGAUAAAAUGGCCUAGUUACUUAAUGUAAUUACUCUUUAAAAAAAUUAAAGAAAUGUAUCACAGCUACAUGAAGGUUCCACAUGGUUAUAUUUGCCCAUAUAUGGUCAAGAGGCAUUUUUCCACCGUUCUGUUGAAUGGAGUGUUCUAUAAUAUGGUAUUUAUGACCUCUCUAUAUGAUAAAAACCCUGCAACAUCUUGAAAUACUUUUCGAAAGAAGAAAACUUUAUAGUAGAGUCACCCAUAGUAUUGAGCUUGUUUUACUGCACUUCAUUAAUCUUUUCCAAAACAUGUAAAUAAUGAAGUUUGCUGCAUACAGUGCUGGGUUUUACAAUUACAAAAUUUUAUAUUAGGUGGCCCUCCCUUUAGGGAAGUCGUAUAUAUACCUGGAUGUGAUUAUUCUUUUUAAAAUUCAAAACAAAUAAUGAAAAAGCUACUUGAGUAUAAAUAUCUGUAAAAUGAUGUUAACAGGAGAUUCAUAGAAUGAUAGAUGGAAGGAAACAGGAUCAUCUUGUACAACAGAAUGAAAGGUCAAUCUAUUGAGGUAACCCAGAGGAGACCACUGACAGAGCUUGAAUUAGUAACUAGGUAUUUUGCGUUUCGCUUCUCAAGUGAAGAUACCACGUUACAAACUUUUUUCAUAAAGGCUUUCACUAACGAUUAAACCAAAAAGUCAUUUCUAACAAGAGGACAGAUAAAUAGUCCAAAGAACAAAGGAAAAGAUGUGCUGUAUAAAUCAGUCAGGUUCCAACACGGACUCCUUCUUCUCAGAAAGGGACGGAGUGAGCCCUUGCUUAGAAAUAACGCAGAGCUGUCUGUACAACAGUUUUAUGUCCUGACAAUUCUAACACACGUGUGUGUGUAUGUGUGCAUAUAACCCUAUAUCUGACUAGAUAUUGUCAGCACGAUGCUCAUUUUCAAGUUUAAAUAUGAUAGUUAUUGUCUAAGGACAACAGUCCUAUGUAAAAAUUACACUUUCACUCCUAACUUGACCUUCCAUGUAUGAUCUUCUGUCCUGAUGGUGGCGACCAGUAAACAAAAGCAUUAUCUGUAAUCUCAGAAGCACAUAGAGUUCAUAUCAGAGAACCAAAAUUAGUGUGAAUAUUUGUUGUUAAUUCCUUUUAAAUAAGUUGGGAUUAAUGUAAUAAGUAUAGAACAUCAGAAUUAUGAAUUUACUAGUGAUUUUUUUUCUGGCUGUGGACAUUUCUUGGUCUCUAAAAUAAGAGUAAAUGAGGGGUGCCUGGGUGGCUGAGUCCAGUUGCUGUCUGCCUGUGGCUCAGGUCAUGAUCCCAGGGUCCUGGGAUGGAGUCCCACAUCGGGCUCCCUGCUCAGUGGGGAGUCUGCUUCUCCCUCUCUCUCUGCCCUUCUCCCUGUUUGUGUGUUCCCUUUCUCACUAUCUCAAAUAAAUAGAUAAUUUAAAAAAAAAAAAA